This is a messenger RNA of Sceloporus undulatus (fence lizard), 5412 nucleotides long. It is a transcript of the gene SFSWAP, whose product is annotated as splicing factor SWAP. Lineage: Eukaryota; Metazoa; Chordata; Lepidosauria; Squamata; Phrynosomatidae. The coding region runs from base 2644 to 5130 and encodes 828 amino acids. The record is from RefSeq and is a predicted model, not a curated record. Gene Ontology annotation, molecular function: RNA binding. The transcript is spliced from 17 exons. Gene Ontology annotation, biological process: mRNA 5'-splice site recognition; RNA processing.
GCUAUUUGGAAUUUAUACAUUAAAAAAAAUAUUUCCAAGCCACGGAUGUUUGAAUCCAUGGAUAAAAAAAUCCAUGGAUAUGGAGGCUGACUGUAUUUAUAGUUUUUGGGGACACCAGAGUGCUUUGACAGGAAAGGAUAAAUAGCCCUUAAAAUUCCACAGAAAAUUCCAGAGUUCCACAGCAUUGUGCUAUGGCACUUAAAACGGUGUUAAAACUGCAUUAUUUCUGCAGUGCAGAUACAGCCUUAGCCUCAGAUGAACAUGUCUUGCUAAGAAGCCUUGUAGUAGUCCAGAACUCAAAACCACUACACCAUGUACUCUCUUCUUAAUCCUAGAAACUAAAAAUAUCUUGUUUGACCAUGUAAUCAAAAUUUAUCACUUUGGCAUCAGUAGCAGUUUUCUUUUUCUUUUUUUAUUUAGUAUUUUUGAGAUUUUACAAAACAAAACAGAUUUAUCUACUUUCGAUAUAUAUAUAUACUUUUAUAUCUUAGUCAUUUUUUUUUUUUUUUACAAAAACCUCUAAAUAUCCCCUCAGUGCACCCCAUGCCCGGAGCCAUUCCCAUCUUUAUACUCCAUCCAAAAUUUUAACUCCUCCUGGUUACGUGCUACUAAAAAUAAAAUCCUUUAUUCUUUAUCUAGUCUUAGGGCCCCACACGUAGGAAAUGACUUAAAGGUACUCAACAUCAUCAAGACGUAAUGCUGAAAUGGUUGGAGAAUUUAUUGUAUAUACUCAUCUUUAAGUCCAGAAUAUUUAGUCAAAAAAUUGACCCCCAAAACCUGAGUUGAGUUAUCCAUGGGUCAAUGUAAGUACUAUACUUUAACUCUUAUUGAAAAAGUAACCAUCUCCUGGUAAAAGCAAGAGCGUAAUCUGUCAUGGAAGGAAGUACUGACCCACCUCUACGCUCUCAUCCAUCCAGCCUUUAAUGUGAGCACAAGCAGUUCUGCUUGCUGAGAUUUUGUAAAGUUCUUUUGCAUUGUUUUCCUUUGCUUCAUCCUUUACAUGCCCCUAGGAGGUUUCACCUUCAACUCACGCAUGGGUCAUAUCAAAAUCCAUAAUUUUGGCCCCCAAAACUUCCCUCAAUUUAUACAUGAGGAUGACUUAUAGUUGAGUAUAUAUGGUAGCUUUAGGCUAACCAGACUGAAUAGCAGUUUAAAUGCAAGCAUUUUAUAUUUUAAUCCAUGUGGAUCAUUCUGUUGUCCACAAAAAACUAAUACCAAAUCAAAUUUGUAAGUCUUUAUAAAGUACCACAAGUCUAUUUCCUAUUUUUCAGUAAUCUUUUGGUUGGGGACAAGAAGGAAUUACAGGGAAGUUUACAGUCUGGAAUGAAUCAGCUGUGAAAAAAUGGUGCGAGCAAAUUCUUCAUAUGCCUAUGAUCAUUAAACAAUCUACAUUUGUAAAUUAAGGAGGUUUAACAUAUACAGUACACUCAAGCAUAGUACUAAACUGCUUUCAAUUGUGCAGGUGGAGGUGACUGAUGCUGUAUUUGUAUUCUGAGGAAGUAAAAUUGGCAUCAGUAUGCUCACAGAAACGUCUCAAUGCCAGGAAAAUGCUUUUUGAUAGCAGGGCUGGCCUCCUAGUAUCAAUUUGUUAGUUACAGUUGUUUUGAUCCAACAAGGCUUUCAUUCAUAUUUGGUAUACAGUGUCCUUCCCAGAGUGGUGGAAUUUACUGUUGUUAGCUCACUUUUUCUUGGUCACAUGGAAAGGACUGAACUAUUAGUCUACCCUGUUCAAUAAACCAAACCGGGUUAGACUUUAACAAAUCAUGAAAUUUAUCCCAUGAAAAUCCAGUUCAUACAUUUGUGUCACGUUCUUAACUUUUAAAAAGUAUCCUUUCCUUAGGAGGAUUGUAACCUAUCAAAGGUGAGCAAGGGAACAGCUGCUUACCAACUGCAAGUAAAUCACAAAUGUAUCAGUGAUGGAGCGUGUGCAUCUCAACAUUAUUGUUGCAACCUCUCUAGAGAACCUCCUUAAAUUGCACAUUUGUUACUGUACCUAUACAUGUUUGUCUCUCUAUCACAUAACCCAGCACUUCUUUCCUCAGCCGCAUGGCUAGGGGCCGAGCCUAGCCAUCAUUUUACCUCCAAUGGACGCAAGUUUCUUUGGUGAAGAUUUCUCCUGAGAAUUCAAGACUAGCAGAAAGAAGCGAGGAAAUUGCGACCGUUUGGUUCUUACGGAUAGGUAUUUAUGUAUUUGGGUUUGUGUAAAUGUACGCUAUUGGCCUUUGCAGAAAAAAAGUAUUUUGGCAAGGGUGUUGAAUGGUUGAACCAUAGACGGUAAGAGCUUUGAAGGAAUUGGUUCCUCUUUAAUUAUUAAGAUAUUUUUUGCCUUUAACUGUAAUAGUCAGUCUUUAAGGGGGAAUUGAGACUUCUCUUUAAAAGAAGGAAGUGGGUGUUUAAUAUUAGUCAGAUUAAAUUACCCCUAAUUUAAUUUAUUAAAUCAUAUUUCCCAAUUGUAUGUGGUAAGUAUUUGUAUAAUGACUGAAACUAAAGCCCAAAGUUCUUUUCAUUGACCAUGUUUUUCAUGUUGCAGGUAUGAUGGGCGUGGUCACCUGCACGACCUUUCUGAAUAUGAUGCUGAAUAUUCCACAUGGAACAGAGACUACCAGUUGUCUGAAGAGGAGGCUAGAAUAGAAGCCCUCUGUGAUGAAGAGAGAGGAAGAAUAUAAGAGGCUGAGUGAAGCUUUGGCACAAGAUGAUACCUAUAAUGCAGUGGGUUUCACUUAUAGCAGUGAUUAUUAUGAUCCUUCAGAACCCACUGAGGAAGAGGAGCAACCUUCGAGAGGAAAAGUUGCUACAAUGAAGACAGAAAAUGUGGAAGAAAAUGAAGAACCUUUUGUUGCUCCUUUAGGACUGAAUGUACCUUCUGAUGUAGAAUUGCCACCAACAGCCAAAAUGCAUGCAAUCAUAGAACGGACUGCAAAUUUCGUCUGCAAGCAGGGGGCCCAGUUUGAGAUUAUGCUGAAAGCAAAACAAGCCCGAAACUCUCAGUUUGACUUUCUGCGGUUUGACCACUACCUCAACCCCUACUACAAGUUUAUUCAGAAAGCUAUGAAGGAGGGGAGAUAUGCUACACCUGCAGAAAAGAAGAAAGAUGAGAAAAAAGAUGCAAGAGAGGAUGCUGAUGAAGAUGAUGAUGAUGAUGAUGCUGAUAGCGAUAAUUACCUGCAUCCAAGCCUCUUUGCAUCUAAAAAGCGCAGUAGACUUGAAGAGCUUAUGAAGCCUUUAAAGGUGGUGGAUCCUGAUCACCCAUUGGCAGUGCUUGUUCGCAAGGCACAGGCUGACAAUAACUUGGCUGCUCCUCAACAAGCUGAGGGAACAUCUGUUCCAUCCUCACAAGUAGAAUAUUCUUCAGACUCAACUGUGGCAGCCAUGUAUUACAGUUACUACAUGUUACCAGAUGGAACAUACUGCCUCGCUCCUCCCCCACCAGGAAUUGACAUGGCUACUUACUACAGUGCUUUGCCAGCAGGAGUAACAGUGUCUAGCACUACAGGAGUAGCCACAGUAACUGCGCCUCCACCUCCUGGCACUACGCCACCACAAUCCUCUGAGACAGUUGAUGACACUAGUGGGGGAAUGCCUGCCACAACUUCUUCAACAAGCACAAUUCCUCCUGUCGUUGCCAUCAUUCCACCACCUCCAGACAUUCAACCUGUAAUUGACAAACUAGCUGAAUAUGUUGCAAGAAAUGGGAUUAAAUUUGAGACCAGUGUUCGUGCCAAGAAUGAUCCUAGAUUUGAGUUCCUGCAGCCUUGGCACCAGUACAAUGCUUACUAUGAAUUUAAGAAACAAUUCUUCCUUCAGAAAGAGGCCAGUGACAGCUCAAAGCAGGUUGCAUCUUUAUCAGAGGAUGUCCCAGUGAAUACUGCCAGUGAUGUACCCGGAGAAGCUCAGUUUUCUACUGACCACACAUCUGAAGAUGCAGAUUCUGUUCUCCAAGGUAGCAAUAAAAAGGAUCCAACUAUCAUCAAAUUGGGCAAUGAUGGCAAACUGGUGAAAGCCUCCUUUGCACCUAUCAGCUUUGCGAUCAGAGUGAAAGAGAAUGACUUGCUCCCAUUGGAGAAAAACCGUGUGAAAUUAGAUGAUGACAGUGAUGAGGAAGGGGAAGAAGGUAAAGAUGGUCAAGAGAAUGCAAGUAGCACUUCAAACAGCAAUUCAGCAUUUGCAACAUCAAGUAAUGCUCCUGAAGAAAAGAAGCCUCAGCUUACUCAGGAGGAGCUAGAAGCCAAACAAGCAAAGCAGAAACUAGAGGACAGACUGGCUGCCGCAGCCAGGGAAAAGCUAGCUCAAGCUUCUAAGGAGUCUAAAGAAAAGCAACUUCAGGCUGAACGGAAAAGGAAAGCUGCUCUGUUCUUGCAGAACCUGAAGAAUCCUUUGGCAGAAGCAGAGGUGGAAAAAAUGGAGGAGAAUGCUUUUAAUAUAGAGACGGUCAGUAACAUGCCCUGCACUCUGUUGACUGGCAUUAGGACAUUGCCAACUUUGGAAGCAAAAAUGCCGGAAAGUCCUUUAAGCAAAAGCAAAGAUCUCCCCAGAGAAGAAGAGAAGGAAAAGAAGAAAAAGAAACAUAAGAAAAGAUCUAGGUCAAGAUCUCGGUCUCCUCCUUCCAAGUAUCAUUCAUCGUCUAAGUCCAGAUCUCGAUCACAUUCGAAAGUGAAACAUUCUCUUCCGACCGCCUAUAGAACUGUUCGGCAUUCAAGAUCUCGAUCAAGAUCACCAAGGAGAAGGGCACACACACCUGAAAGGCGUAGAGAAGAAAGGAGUGUUCCAACAGCAUAUCGUGUUACCAACAGCCCAGGAAUGAGCAGGCGGCGCACACGUUCCAGAAGUCCUCAUGAAAGGAAAAAGCGGAGAUCUCACUCUCAUAGCAAAUCCAAAGCAAGGUCUCAUUCACCUUCCAUCUCACCAGGGAAACAGUUGAUGCAUAAGAACUCAACCCAUUCUGCCAGUGUCUCUCCUGUGGAGAGCCGAGGAUCCAGCCAGGAACGCUCUGGGGGAGUUUCUUUGGAAAAAGAUGGCCAGAUCUCUUCAGCAAUUGUUUCAUCUGUACAGAGUAAAAUAACUCAGGAUCUUAUGGCCAAGGUGAGAGCUAUGCUAGCCGCUUCCAAAAACAUCUCGACUAGUGCCUCCUGAGACUGGAAGGACUGAUGCUUUGGAAGAUAAUAUACAGAGGGAAUCUUGGUUUAAAAGGUUCCCAGUUCCCUUUCAAGGAGCCUAAAUCAUUACUAUGUACAGAAGAUCUUACCCUUGGACCUACACUGAAUUUUCCACAUGGAACUUCCUUUUAUAAUACAGCCUUUUGGAGUUUUGUAAAUUACAUUUUGACUGGUUCUUCAAUGAGAAUUUUACCAUGAGUAUAUGUAUAUUGUAAAUGCAACGUUCCUGAAAAUGUCACUAAAUAAAAAUGCAGAAAAA